AUGAAUAGGGUUGCCAUUGGUCAAAUAUGUUCAUCGUGUUCUCUAACGCAAAAUCUGAAAACGAUCAACAUGCUCAUUGACUCUGCACUGCUGCAAGACGUGAAAGUCAUAUUUUUCCCCGAGGCUUCAGAUUACAUCUCAAGAUCAGCGUCGCACUCCAAAAAGUUGGUCUCACAAUCACCAGAGUUCGCGGACAGUCUGUGCAGAUCAAUCCCCAGUCUGUGCCAGAAAUAUGGUAAGAAAAUAGAUGUUUCCAUUGGGGUGCACUUGCCAGCUGCAAAGGCCGAUGGCCAGAGCUCGGAUGACAGAGUGAGAAAUUGUCUGCUGUACAUAAAUCACAGGGGAGAAGUGCUUCAAUCAUACCAAAAACUGCACCUCUUCGACGUGGACGUCCCAAACGGGCCUGUGCUGAAAGAAAGCGAGUCUGUGCAACCCGGAUCCAUUAUAGCACCAGUUUUAGACACACCAGUGGGAAAACUAGGAUCGGCAAUCUGUUUCGACAUUCGGUUUCCCGAGCUUUCGCUCAAACUGCGUUCAAAAGGAGCCGAAAUUUUGUGCUUCCCUAGCGCCUUCACGGUAAGGACAGGUGAAGCGCACUGGGAGGCCCUUGCGAAAGCAAGAGCCUUGGAUACACAGUGCUACGUCUUGAUGCCCGCGCAGCAAGGGGAGCACCAAGUCAACCUCGACCUCGAAGAAGGAGCCAGCGACGCUUUCACCGUGAAGAGAGUUUCAUGGGGCCAUUCCAUGAUCGUGGAUCCCUGGGGCCAAGUCAUCGCAAGAGCUGAUUCUCAAAAUAGCGAAGCUCAACUUAUCAUGGCAGAUUUAGAUUUUGCCGCCCUCGAGAAGAUUCGAAAGGACAUGCCUCUGUGGGACCAACGUAGAAGAGAUGUGUUUGGAGACUACGUGUAG
Molecule: messenger RNA, 909 nt
Organism: Lachancea meyersii CBS 8951
Lineage: Eukaryota; Fungi; Ascomycota; Saccharomycetes; Saccharomycetales; Saccharomycetaceae
Source: the annotation of a GenBank genome assembly